UUUUCAUUCCAAUUUCCAUCACUACCAAAAAUAAAUUCUCUUCUUCUUCAACCCAAUUCCCAACAAUGGCGUCCUCUUCAAUUCCAUUGCUUCUCCUCUCGCUAAUCAUUCUCCUCUCAACCACCACCACCACCUCCGCCGGCAGACUCUGCAAAACCCUCUACGUCUCCUCCUACACCUUCUCCAUCCGCCCCCUUAACCCUAACCCUAACUCCAACAACAAUCCCUCCUCCGGGUUCGUCACAAUCGUCACCGAAAUCACCCAACAACAACAGCACCAACGCUCUCGCUCCGAUUUCCUCCUCGAUCCCCGGAUUUUACGGUUAGUAAACGACCGGAACUCUCGCUCCCAGCCGCUUAUCCCAAAACGACAGGAGAAGGAAGAACAAAUUGGUCCUGUUCUGCCGUUUGGGCUUGGGCUGGGGCUGUCGUCGUAUGAUAUAAACUCGCUGCGUGAUCGGACUAAGGAUAUUCUCAGUGUGGUGGUGGCUUUGCUUUUUGGUGUUGGGUGUGGGGCUUUAACUGCUGCUACUAUGUACUUGGUUUGGUCUCUGUUUGCUACCCGAUAUGAUUAUCAUUAUGAUGGUGAAUUUGAUGGUGAGGAUGAGGAUGUUGAUGAUGUUAAGAAGAUGGGUUAUGUUAAGAUUCCUGAUGCUGAUAAGAAGCAGGUUAAAGAGGUGGUGUAAAUGCUGAUUUGUAAGGGUUUUUAGGGUCUUUUAUUACUGUGAAUUGCUAUGUUGAACUGUCAUGCUUAUUAAUAUGUUAUGUUUGGUGGAUUACUAUUGAACUGUUAAUGAUGUUUUUCUUAA
Mercurialis annua (annual mercury) is the source of this 809-nucleotide messenger RNA. RefSeq lists its product as uncharacterized. Lineage: Eukaryota; Viridiplantae; Streptophyta; Magnoliopsida; Malpighiales; Euphorbiaceae. The record is from RefSeq and is a predicted model, not a curated record. The coding region runs from base 66 to 686 and encodes 206 amino acids. The transcript has a single exon.